UCUGCUCGACACGUUCUCGCGCUCUCUCUCCCUCUGUCUCUCUGUCCUCCCCCCUUCCCUUUCCCUCUCUUUCUCUCAAACCCACACACUCUUCCUCACUCACUCCCUCUCUGGCUCCUUCUUCUCCUCAAUGGAGGCCAUGAGAAGAAAGCAGCCCGCUGGUCUAGCCGUGGAUGACGCUGCAUCCACAAAGAAAGUGGGACUGGAUCCAGGAGGCAAUGGAGAGGAGAAGUCAGGUAUCACUUCAGAUGGAGACAAAGAGGUAGCAGCCAGACUGGCCUCUACACCUGCAGCUGAGGCAAUGCUUAACGGCACCCAAUGUGACGACAUGAGGCACAAAAACCUGACAGCUGGCAACAAUAAGACUGCACUGUUGGUGAAUGAAAACGGCACAUCAGACAUGGAGCUGCCGCAUGGUUCUGUUACUGGAAGCAAUGGAUUAAUUCUGGUUAAGCAGCAGCAGGAAGACAACGUUGCGGUGACGCCGAGUUUGGGAGUUUCCCCUCAUAGGACUAACUGGUUGCCUUUGGCCUCAUCAACGGAGGGACACGCAGCCAAACUCCCGCCUGCCUCGGCAUCAGGGUGUGUGCAGAGUUCAGGUGCUCUAAGGACUGCCCCCGGUACAGAGACUAUAUCGGGACAGGAGUCAUCUGACACUAAAAAUGGCACAGUUUCAUGUGCUGCCGCAACUCCUGCACCUGUCACUGUACACAGAGCACGCAAGACCAUGUCCAGACCUGCUGUCAGCCCAGCACAAAAGCUUCUUAACAGGGAAUUAAGAGAAGCAAAAAGUGCCAAAAUGGAGACAAAUGUUGCGUCCGAUGUGCAGAAGUCCUCUCCGCAGUCAUCUGCUAAGAACCAUCUACCUCAGAGUUCACCAGACACGCCAGCGUCAACACCGACCGCUCCAUCAGCUUCACCAGCACCUCCAGCAGCUCCCUCAGAGCCUCCUGCUCCUGCCAAGCUCCAACUAGGGUCGUACUCUGCAGGCCUUUCGUUUCGUAAAAAGAAGAGGAGGAUGGGAACAUACAGUCUGGUUCCCAAGAAGAAAACCAAAGUGCUCAGGCAGAGAACUGUGCUUGAAAUGUUUAAGGAAAUACAGCAGUCUGCAAAGAGCCCACAGACUAAAGAGGUGACCAACAUAAAUGGGGAGAAGGUGGGAAACGCAUCUGAGGAGGAAGAGUCAGAGGACCUGGAGUCUGAGGAGGAGGAGGAGCAACAACAGCAAGCAGCAGCAGCUGUCACUGCUGUCCAAGAAACAUCUGAACCAACCAAUCAGGUGAAAGACGAGCAGGAGUCUGAAGAAUCUGGAGAAGAAGAGGGAGAGGAGGAGGGCACAGAGUCUGACUUGAGCACAGAGUCCAGUCUGAAGAAGAAGUUGAAAAAGAAAAAGGCAGACAGCGCAUGGCUCCGACCUUCCCGGAAGAGAAGAAGGAGGAUGAAGACCAAAGAAGUGGACACAGCAGUUCGACCUCAGGCUUCAGAUCGCGUUCAGGCAUGUGAUGACAAGGACUACACUCACGUUGUCCCGCCUGAGUCAGACGAUCUCAGCAAGGCUUCACACAACAAAGACACUGCAGGGUCAGUGGUCGAAGAUGCUCAGGAGCUUCCGCUCUGCAGCUGCCGCAUGGAGACCCCCAAGAGUCGAGAGAUUCUCAUUCUGGCAGACAGGAAGUGCAUGGCCACAGAGAGCGUGGACGGACAGCUAAGUCGUUGCCAAAGCGCCGUACUGAAACACGAGAUGAUGCGUCCUUCCAACUCCGUUCAGCUGCUGGUUCUUUGUGAGGAUCACCGCAAUGGCAUGGUGAAGCACCAGUGCUGUCCAGGCUGUGGCUUCUUCUGCAGAGCGGGCACCUUCAUGGAGUGUCAACCAGACGUCAGUAUCUCUCACCGCUUCCAUCAGGCUUGCGCCUCAGUUCUGAAAGGUCAAAGCUUCUGUCCUCACUGUGGAGAAGAAGCUAGCAAAGCCAAGGAAGUCACCAUCGCUAAGGCUGACACCACCUCCACGGUCCCCCCUGCUCUCACACAGGGGCCAGCCACACCUGGAGCUCCAGAGGGCCGAGCAGACACCACCACUGGCAGCUCUUCUUGUUCGGCUGCGGGUAGCGAAGUCACCGGCAGAGCCGACAGUUCGCUGCCCUUUCGCUCUUCUCAUGGACUCAGCACCACUGCUGUUCCCGGGGCUUCCAGGAAUGCCCCUGUGCAUGCUGGGAUGGAAACAGCAACCCCACCUAUACUCGCCUCAGGAACUCCUAAAGAAACUCUAGAUGAAAUCCUGGUUGCUCUUGAUAUGGAGAAACCGAAGAAGCUGCGUUUCCACCCCAAGCAACUUUAUCUCUCUGCCAAGCAGGGAGAACUGAAGAAGGUCCUUCUUAUGCUGGUGGACGGUACCGAUCCUAACUUCAAGAUGGAGUCUCAGAACAAACGCACGCCGCUGCAUGCAGCAGCCGAGGGAGGACACAAGGACAUCUGCCACAUGCUCGUACAAGCUGGAGCAAACCUGGACAUUUGUGAUGAUGACCAGCGGACUCCGCUGAUGGAGGCCUGUGAGAACAAUCACAUGGAGGUGGUCCUGUACCUGCUGAGAGCUGGAGCCAGCGCCACACACAAGGAUGUUGAAGGGUUCACAUGUUUCCACCUAGCGGCAAAGUCUGGCCAUUACAAGAUUGUUGAGUACCUUCUGUCCACCGGACUGAUCAACAUAAACUGCCAGGACGAUGGAGGCUGGACGGCCAUGAUCUGGGCCACAGAGUACAAACAUGUGGACCAAGUGAAACUGCUUCUUUCCAAAGGAGCUGACAUCAGCAUCAGAGAUAAGGAAGAAAACAUUUGUCUUCAUUGGGCAGCUUUCUCUGGCAGCGUGGAGAUCGCCGAGCUGCUGCUGGACGCCCACUGUGACCUGCAGGUUGUCAACAUCCACGGAGACUCUCCUCUGCACAUCGCUGCUCGGGAGAAUCGCCUGGAUUGUGUCACACUUUUCUUGUCUCGAGGAGCGAAUGUGUUUCUGAAGAACCGUGAGGGUGAAACUCCUCCUGACUGCUGCAGCCACAACUCGAAGGCCUGGGCCGUCCUGCAGGCCAACAAGAAGGACGCCAGGAACGCCAGGCUCAGUCGAGCAGAAGAAAAAAUCCUUCACAGUGACAUAUCUUUAGGGCAGGAACGGUUUCCCAUUCCUUGCGUCAACUCCGUCGAUAGUGAACCUUACCCAGAGAACUACAAAUACAUCUCCGAAAACUGUGUCACUUCCCCAAUGAAUAUUGAUCGGAACAUAACACACUUACAGUACUGUGUUUGUAAGGAAGACUGUUCUUCCAGUAUCUGCAUGUGUGGCCAGCUCAGCCUGCGUUGCUGGUACAACAAGAGCGGCUGCUUACUGCCAGAGUUUUGUCGUGAGGAGCCUCCUCUCAUCUUUGAGUGCAACCAUGCCUGCUCCUGCUGGAGGACCUGCAAGAAUCGUGUCGUGCAAAAUGGUCUCAGAACCAGACUCCAGCUUUUCAGGACCAGUAAAAAAGGCUGGGGAGUCCGAACCCUGCAGGACAUACCACAGGGGACUUUUGUAUGCGAGUAUGUGGGUGAGAUCAUCUCUGAAGCCGAAGCAGAGAUGAGGCAAAACGAUGCUUACCUGUUCAGUCUGGAUGAUAAGCCUCAAGAUCUCUACUGCAUCGAUGCCCGUUUCUAUGGAAACAUCAGCCGCUUCCUAAACCACAUGUGUGAGCCUAACUUGUUUGCUUGUCGAGUGUUCACAACACACCAGGACCUCCGUUUCCCACACAUUGCCUUUUUUGCCAGUGAAAACAUCAAGGCUGGAGAAGAGCUCGGGUUUAACUAUGGCGACCACUUCUGGGAAGUCAAAAGCAAGCUGUUCAGCUGCGAGUGCAGCUCCUCCCAGUGCAAGUACUCAUCGGUCGCCAUGGCGUCCCUGCAGGCCGACAGCACGCCAGAGGACCAGCAGCAGCCCAGCGCGUCUCCUGACACCAGCUCUUCCAACAGCCCCACCAGUCCUUCCUAAAACCCCUCCCCCCACGCCAAAUUUGGUUACACAUCCCCGCCUCCCUCUCCUUGAACCUUGAACCUUUAUCAGUGGACUUGUACUCUGUCUCCACUUCUCAUCAAAACAAAGGACCAGUGACCAACAUGACAACCUGUAAAACAUUUAUCUCACAGAUGCACAAUCAAACCCUGGAAUCCCACCAUGUGCACCAUGAACAACAGGAGGACGUUACGACACGCACAGCAAACACAACAGGGACAAUAAAGAAAACCAGUCUGUACAUUUCAUACACACCUUUGCUGGGAAGGAGAACUGUGUACUUUUUUUUUUUUUUUUUUUAUCGUUGUGAUCAUGAAAUUUGUUGUCUUUUGCAAAGGCAACCUCAGCGCUCAGCUGGGCGUUACUGUUUUGAACUUAGCGGUUGUUUACCACAAACCAUUCCAGCUAUCAAAUAUGAAACAUGUUGCCACUUUUUUGUGUCAUUUCAUCUUCAUAACAUUUGAAAGGAUGUGCGUGUCCCACAUCUGCCUCCACAUCUGGAGAUGGAUUGUUG
Melanotaenia boesemani (Boeseman's rainbowfish) is the source of this 4544-nucleotide messenger RNA. It is a transcript of the gene ehmt1b, whose product is annotated as euchromatic histone-lysine N-methyltransferase 1b. Gene Ontology annotation, cellular component: nucleus. The transcript is spliced from 26 exons. Lineage: Eukaryota; Metazoa; Chordata; Actinopteri; Atheriniformes; Melanotaeniidae. Gene Ontology annotation, molecular function: histone methyltransferase activity; p53 binding; protein-lysine N-methyltransferase activity. Bases 131 to 4009 code for a protein of 1292 amino acids. The record is from RefSeq and is a predicted model, not a curated record.